CAUAAAGAAGACGUACUAUUUAAACGAAUGACUGCUACAGUCUGCGUUAAAAACACUGUUGUUUGCUGGAUCAGUCCAUACAAAUACAAGGAAAUGAAGUCGCGCGAUCUUCUUGUCGUCUUAAUUCUUCUUGCGAUCUUGGGAUCCUGCUUACAAGAUGCUGGUGCCAAGAAUACAAAGAAGGAUAAGAAACCCAAGAAAAAAGCCCCAGGAAAUUUAGACAGCAAAUUGACAAGUGGUAGCAUUGUGAUCAGUGGUGUUGGGCCCUCAAGAGAAACGGAUGUUGACCACAUGGCGCGGCUGAUGCCUCCCGAGCUGUUUGGGGCGGCAGGACGGCCCCAGCUGCCGGCGGAUUUCAAGAUGAAAAAGCGCAAGAUCAAACCGAAGAUAGCGAAAAUGAAACUGCGAAAGGUGGCGCGCCCUGCCGGUGAUGGUACGACUUACAUUGUAAAAAUGAAGGACUACCUAGACCUUGAUCAAACGGCAAAUAUGCUGGACGUCAAAGUGAAAGGCUACAGCAAAGCCAAGAAAGCAAAGAAAGCCCCGAAGCUGAAAAAGAAGAAAAAAGUUGGUAAACACAAAUUUGUCACCAUGGAAGCAGAGUUCAGUGCCAUAGAAGAGCUUGCAUUCGACAACGCAGUUGACUACAUAGAACAAAAUGGCGUGAUAGAAGCAAGCGCUUGGUGUGAUGAUCGGGGGCUUACGGGCAUCGGGUCCUGGGCUAUGGACAGAUUAGACAAGCGAGAAUAUGGACUUGACAACAAAUUUAAGAGCAUAGGGAACGAUGGUCAUAACACUUACGUUUACGUUAUUGAUUCCGGGAUUCGUGCCAGCCAUUCUCAGUUUGAGGGACGCGUCAUUGCAGGGGAUGUGUUCGUGAAGGAGGACUCCGGAGAAACGACUCCUAGCACAGAGGAUAAUUAUGGACACGGGACCUUAGUGGCCAGUAAGUCCAAGAAUGGCUUUGAUAUUUAGCAGGCAAAUGGCGACAAA
Molecule: messenger RNA, 993 nt
Organism: Lingula anatina
Lineage: Eukaryota; Metazoa; Brachiopoda; Lingulata; Lingulida; Lingulidae
Biological process (GO): proteolysis
Molecular function (GO): serine-type endopeptidase activity
Source: RefSeq, a predicted model, not a curated record